AUCCCAUUUUUUCGAAUUGUCGACGGGUAAGUAACGUGUGGAAGGUGUGGAAGGCAAAGCGUAGGGUUUUUCGAAGGUGAAUUGAGUUCCGUCUGUAUCAUUGAUAAGCAAAUGAGCAACCCGUCCUAUCCGGUUCCAGUGGCACACUGUUUCCUGAGUGACGCGAUUUUCUGAUCAUUUUUGACGGAGUGUGACGGGCUUGAUGAGACCGAGAAGGGAAUAAUGACGCUCGUCGGUCGAGAAUGAUGGCAAAGCUGCGUCACUUAAUUCGCAAGCUGUCACUCUGAUCUCAGGAUCUCCAUGUCGCAUCAUUUGCGCGAACCGAUCUCGAAUUACGGUUCGUUGGGUUUGUUUCACAGGCUCUCCACUCAGACGCCUCCGCGUAGAGGCGACCAUGAAAUGGGUUGGUCGUGCUGGUUCGCCGGAGGUUGUUCCGAAGCCCGUAUAACUCACAUACAUCGGCAAGUCACAAUUCCCUUGCAACGUGGAAAACGUGACUUCGGCCACAUCGCCGCAACCAUGCCCAUCUCUCAGAGCUCUCAGGAAGUGUGGGAAGUCACCAAAGGAGACCAUCAGGGCUCCAGCGAGGCCGAUAUUGCUGCGGAACCCGACUGGCGCAAUGUGGGAACGAGCACUAUCCGGGCUUCAAGAACAAGCAAGGGAAGAAACCAGGGUUCGUUCGGGAAUAUGAGCAUGAAGACAGGGAAUACGGCGAAGAUUACCAAGCAGAUGAAGCUGCCUUCUUGCAAGCGAAGACGGCAGCGGACUCCAAAUCUGGUCGGUUGAUGAACUGGCAAGAUGCUGACAUCUCAUUGUAUCACCCU
Molecule: messenger RNA, 824 nt
Organism: Neohortaea acidophila
Lineage: Eukaryota; Fungi; Ascomycota; Dothideomycetes; Mycosphaerellales; Teratosphaeriaceae
Exons: 2
Coding region: 301-786 (161 amino acids)
Source: RefSeq, a predicted model, not a curated record